AUGGCACCUUCACUUCUUGAUACCCAACCUACAGCACCCCACCAACUUUCGUCUCCAUCCCAAAAAUCCAUUGAUCGCAAAGUCUUCCCAGAUGGCAUCAAAACUUCGGGUCAACAUCCACCCCUCAAUGAUCACUUGAGACCAUACUCUGAUUUUCCAAAAGAAAUCACCGGGGAGUCAGUAUGGAAAGCAGAGGAUUAUAUCAAUAAUCCAGAACGAUGGGUACAUGUCUUCAACGAGGAGGAAAUCGCAGAGCUUAGUGUGGUAGCGGAUAAGUUCAUCGAGGAUAAGACCCCCCUGACGGGUAUUUCCCAGGACACCUUCCGUCUCACAAAACUCUAUACUUUACUGAGAUCGAUUCGAAAUGAAACUCUGAACGGAAAAGGUUUCAUCCUCUUCAAAGGCUUUCCAGUCGAAAAAUGGGGAAACCAUAAAUCUGCCGUCGCAUACAUGGGAUUGGGAACAUACCUUGGAUACUUCGUUAGUCAAAAUGGUCGAGGUCAUGUUCUUGGACAUGUCAAGGACCUUGGCGAAGAUGCGACUCAGAUUGAUAGAGUUAGGAUCUAUAGAACAAAUGCCAGACAAUUCUUCCACGCCGAUGACUCGGAUAUCGUUGGUCUUCUGUGCAUCGCACGAGCACUCGAAGGUGGAGAAUCUGAUAUCGUUUCUUCGCACCAUGUCUGGAAUACUUUGCAGAGAGAACGUCCCGAUGUAGCAGAAACACUUACCAAACCCAUCUGGUACUUUGAUCGAAAGGGCGAAGUCAGUGUCGGUGAAGAGCCGUACAUUAAGACCUCCGUCUUCUACCUCGAGACCGGAGCUAAUGGUCGAGUAUACUCAAAAUGGGAUCCAUACUAUGUGAAGUCACUCACUAGGUUUUCGGACGCAGGAACUAUUCCACCUUUGUCUCCCGAACAAGUUGAAGCUGCUCAGGUUUUGGAAGAUACUUGUCAUCGAUUGAGGUUGCAUAUGAUCCUUGAGAUUGGCGAUAUCCAAUUCUUGAGUAACGAACAUGUACUUCAUGCUCGUACCGAAUAUAAAGAUCAUGCACCACCAGCACCAAGAAGACAUCUUAUGAGAUUGUGGUUGGCAACACCGGAGAGUGAGGGAGGAUGGAGGUUACCUUUCCAUGACUCGGCGGAGAAGAAGAGAGGUGGUAUUCAAGUAAAUGAUCAGGCUCCUGUUGCACCACUAGAUGCAGAAUAA
Sclerotinia borealis F-4128 is the source of this 1206-nucleotide messenger RNA. The record is from the annotation of a GenBank genome assembly. Lineage: Eukaryota; Fungi; Ascomycota; Leotiomycetes; Helotiales; Sclerotiniaceae.